Messenger RNA from Procambarus clarkii (red swamp crayfish), 4225 nucleotides. Lineage: Eukaryota; Metazoa; Arthropoda; Malacostraca; Decapoda; Cambaridae. The record is from RefSeq and is a predicted model, not a curated record.
GUUGGGUGUCCGCUCGUCGUCAAGGUUGAACCAGGAGUCCCAGGGACGGGUGGGAGUCCCGGGCCCGAGGCUCCGGCCGCCACACGCCGUGCUGUAGCUGCCCCCACCCCAGCAACAACAACAACACCUCACCAUGACCUCAGCUACAAGGCUCCCCUACAGGCUGUGGUCAUCUAGUCCUUCUAUUCCUGUAUAUUAAAAUCAACCACCAAGAUGAAGUUUGCCGAACAUCUUGCGGCACACAUCACGCCUGAAUGGCGGAAGCAGUACAUCAGUUAUGAAGAGAUGAAGGCUAUGUUGUAUGCUGCUGUGGAGCAAGCACCAUCCUCUGAGGUCACAGAGGCGGAGGUCAUCACUCGGUAUUAUGCCAGAUUUGAUGAACAGUUCUUCAGAGUGUGUGACAAAGAAUUAGCAAAGAUCAACACCUUCUUCUCGGAAAAAAUGGCUGAAGCUACAAGAAAAUAUACCACACUUACAUCAGACCUUCAAGCAUCAAAAGAGCAACAUGGGGAUGGGCUCCGCAACCGCAAGGGCUUCACGUUUCUGCCCAAACUAAAUGUCCCGGCAAGAAAGAUGCAAGACCUUAAGCUGGCAUUCUCCGAGUUUUAUUUGAGCCUUAUCCUCCUUCAGAACUACCAGAACCUAAACUUCACUGGGUUUAGAAAAAUUCUGAAGAAACAUGAUAAACUCAUGACCACAUCAAAUGGGGCUAGGUGGAGAGAAGACAAUGUUGAUGGCUCUCCUUUCAACACUAAUAAAGACAUUGACAAACUUAUUCAAGAGGUUGAAGGCACAUUCACGUCCGAACUGGAGCAAGGUGAUCGCCAGAGGGCCAUGAAAAGGCUUCGUGUGCCUCCCCUCGGUGAAGCUCAGAGCCCCUGGACUACAUUUAAAGUCGGGCUCUUCUCGGGAGCAUUUAUUGUCCUAGUUGUGUCGGUUAUUCUUUCAGGCAUCUUCCACUGGGGUUCUCACAAUAUAGAAGUUGUCCUGCGUCUCUUCCGAGCUCCACUCAUGAUUAUUCUCUUCCUCUUCCUUAUUGGCAUCAACAUCUAUGGCUGGAGAUCAUCUGGUGUUAACCAUGUCCUUAUUUUUGAAAUAGAUCCCAGGAAUCACCUAACAGAACAGCACCUAAUUGAGAUUGCAGCAAUUUUUGGUGUGAUCUGGGCUCUGAGCGUUUUAGGAUUUCUAUAUGCAGAGGCGCUCUCCAUUCCUUCAUACACUGUUCCGUUAGCUCUCCUGUGUUUCAUGAUGCUGUUUCUCCUUAACCCAACAAGAACGUUUCAUCAUGAAGCUCGAUUUUGGCUCCUGAAAAAGCUGGGCCGAGUUGUGUGCGCACCGUUCUUCUUUGUGCAGUUUGCGGACUUCUGGCUGGGUGACCAGUUGAACACUUUGGUGCAGGUGCUGAAGGACUUUGAAUAUUCUCUGUGUUUUUACACACAAGGCAUCAACUGGUAUGCCAGUAAAAGUGUGGAUGAUAAUGUGUGCAUCGACAAGACACAAGUGGUACGAAAUAUUGUUGCCUGUCUUCCUGCUUGGUGGCGCUUUGCUCAGUGCCUCCGCCGUUAUCGAGACACUCGGGAAAUGUUUCCUCAUCUGGUCAAUGCAUUCAAGUAUGCAACAACAUUUUUUGUGGUAACAUUCACCUGCUUGACACAUGUUUACAGAGAUCAGUAUGAAGAUGGCAUCAACAAUCCUUUCUUCUAUAUGUUGGUAGCAUCUAUGCUCUUCAGCUCCUGCUUUGUGUUUUGGUGGGAUAUGGUUAUGGAUUGGGGCAUGUUUGAGAAGAAUUCAGGUGAAUACAAGUUCCUGCGUGAAGAGCUCGUCUACUCCUCUCCGUACUACUACUAUUUUGGCAUUGUGGAAGACUUCAUUUUAAGAUUUAGCUGGACCUUCUCCCUCACUCUGACGGAACUCAAACUUACCAAUGGUGAAAUUAUAGUUUCCAUUCUUGCACCGUUAGAAGUUUUCAGGCGCUUCAUAUGGAACUUCUUUCGUCUGGAGAAUGAGCACAUAAACAACUGUGGUAAAUUCCGAGCCGUGCGUGAUAUAUCGGUAAUUCCUAUGGAUGCUUCAGAUCAGGCACAGAUUGUCAAGAUGAUGGAUGAAUUUGAUGGUGUGAUAAAUCGCAAGAAGAAGAAGGCCGGCGGCAAACAACAUGGCGCCGGGGGUACGCUGCCCUUCCCCCAGAAGGAGGAGGAGGUGGCGACCGUGGCGGCCCAGUACGGCAGAUGAACCUCUCUCUCUCUCGCCCCUCGGGACCACUCAACCUAGAGCACCCUCUGCUAGUCUCCACGGCGGCGUGCGCUCUCCUGAAGGGUUCAAUCCCCGCCUGCCUCCCCAAGGCACUCAUCUCAAGCUUCACUCCUUCCCUCUUAUUAGGGAUGAGUUUUUUACUCUGAGGUCUCAUUGCAAGUCUUUGUUGUUCAUUUCUUAUUUGUAUAUUUCUCCAAUUUUCUCAAUUUCUACUUAAGAAUUAGCUCUCCUUAGCUGAGCCAACCACUUGGGCUGGACGGUAGAGCGACGGUCUCACUUCAUGCAGGUCGGCGUUCAAUCCCCGACCCUCCAAGUGGUUGGGCACCAUUCCUUCCCUCGUCCCAUCCCAAAUCCUUAUCCUGACCCCUUCCCAGUGCUAUAUAGUCGUAAUGGCUUGGCGCUUUCCCCUGAUAAUUCCCCCCUUCCUUAGCUGAGAGCUAACCAUUCCGUCCUGCCUCUUGCAGAGGUUCUCAAGCAACUUACGUCAGACCAAUGCUAACAUAUGCAUCGUUGGUACAGCAACUCGUGUAGCACAAAUACAAACUUCAAAGAGUUUAAAGGUUUUUAUCAGGGCUAUCAGCUUUAUUUUGAAGCUAAGUAAACAAAGAUGACUAGAUACGAGAACUCAACCUAAUGACUCGAGAGGAAGACCAGGGAGGAAACAUGAUCACAACGUACAUAAUACUACAUCAAAGUGACAAAGUGGACAUGAAUAGCCUUUUUCAUGUGAGAUCAAAUAAGGCAAAUGCCCCUCGUUGGACUCUGGGAACGAAAAUGAGACGAAGAAACAUAUAGGAGCAACUCAAAGAAAGUGGAAGAAAGAAACUCGGGGUAACCAAACUAAACUAUGAAACUUAGAAACUCGGUCCAUACCAUGCGUCCAUACCAUGCCCCGGUAGUCAAGAAGACGGAUACACUGAAGACUGUAGAAGCCUCCACCCGAAGCUUCUAGAGCAAAUGACACAGACCUCAAACGUCAAUAGACUCACCUCAGAGUUAUAAAUUAAUAUUUCUAUGGCUGAGGAGCCAGACAGGCUGGCUGCUCAGGCAAUAGGGGAUCCAGCCAGCCAGCCACCCUCAACCUGUUGUAAUAGAACCACAUUCAUAGUCUUAUAUAUGAUGCUAUAUUUAUACUAGAAUGUUUAUAAGACUUUGUAGAGAUACACUAUUGUAUAAAUUGUAUGUACCGGGAACCUUGAAUGAGUUAUGUAUUUUGGUAGUAGAGUGCACAUGAGCAGUUGUGUACUCUGGUGGUAGAGUGCACAGGAGCAGUUGUGUACUUUGGUGGUAGAGUGCACAGGAGCAGUUGUAUACUCUGAUGGGAGAGUGCACAGGAACAGUUGUGUACUCUGGUGGUAGAGUGCACAGGAGCAGUUGUGUACUCUGGUGGUAGAGUGCACAGGAGCAGUUGUGUACUCUGGUGGUAGAGUGCACAGGAGCAGUUGUGUACUCUGGUGGUAGAGUGCACAGGAGCAGUUGUAUACUCUGGUGGUAGAGUGCACAGGAGCAGUUGUGUACUCUUGUAUUAGAGUGCACAGGAGCACUCAAUAAUAGAGUACCAUUAAUAUAUUCCGAUUUAUAAAUCUUAGUUAAGAAGCAUGUAUAGCUUAAAGCAGAUCUCUGACUCCAUCUAUGUCGUACAGAUUAACGUAUAUGCAUCCUAUUUAGUAUUGUAUAAGCACUUUAUAGUCACCUGGGAUUGAGUACUCAAUAACUAUGUAGCAGCUCUCUAACUCUGUCUAUGUAGGACAGACAAAAUGUAUGUAUGCGGGUUAGCAUUGUAUAAGUGUAUAUGGCCAUAUCUGCAUAGGAGAAAUUCCUUAUCAUAAAUAAAUUAAUAACUGAUCGUCGACGUGGUCCCUGGUAGCAUAAGUACAUAAUUUUUUUUGUAUUAUUCACGUAAUUUAAAUAGUUUGUAAUUAAUUAUACUGCACGUGUCUGGCUUCCUGAAGCGACAUGAGCAAAGCUAUCA